AUGGAGCCUCAGGUUCGCUCUCUGCGUUGCGAGUGCUGGAACCGAGAUUCCAAAAGAGCUUCCGGAGGUUCUAUACAAAUAAAUCAGAAAAAAAAAAAAAGAUCGGCGGGGGGGGGGGCGUCUACCGCGAAUUGUUAUGGUGUGGAAGAUAAAAUAUAUUACGAAGAAGACAUGGCCGGAGGGCGGAUGGCGCCGCGGCCUGGCUCCCGGAGCCGGACUUUCUUCGUCCACUGGAGAUCGCUUGUGCCGAACCUCCUUGCCUUCUUCCUGGGUCUCUGGGGGGCUGGACCAAUACAUCUCCCGAUGCCCUGGCCGAAUGGCAGGCGACAUCGGGUCCUGAGGCCCCCACACGCAGCCCGGUACCCCAAGGCUCCAGGCUGCGGAAAGCCGGUAUCUCCGCGGGGGAUCAAAGCCUGGCCGCAGGUUCUCCUGGAGUGGCGAGCCUCUCCCGGGAGGGGGCGCCCUUGUCUUUUUAAUGGUCUUAGCACACUGGUGGAAUAAAUCUUUAAGAUUCCA
Molecule: messenger RNA, 516 nt
Organism: Saimiri boliviensis boliviensis (Bolivian squirrel monkey)
Lineage: Eukaryota; Metazoa; Chordata; Mammalia; Primates; Cebidae
Gene: PRAC2
Product: PRAC2 small nuclear protein
Source: RefSeq, a predicted model, not a curated record